AUGGCCGGGGAAACCUCGACUCAACCUCCGCCGGCUUCAGCCCUGCCCGAAUGGAAGUAUGAUGUGUUCGUGAGCUUCAGGGGUGAGGACAAGAGGAAGAGCUUCAUGUCCCACCUCUUCCGUGCCUUUGAGCAUGCCGAGAUCAGUUGCUACCAUGACGUCGACUGGGACCAACGCGGCCGCAUCGUGGGACCGAUGCUCUUGGAAGCGAUCCGCGGCUCAAGGAUUGCCCUCGUUCUCUUCACCACCCACUACUCCAAUUCUAGGUGGUGCCUCGACGAGCUCGUCGAGAUAAUGAACUGUGAUGGGCAGCUGUAUAGAGACCACGGCCACAUGGUGGUCCCGAUCUUCUUUGAUGUGGAGCCAACGGACGUCCGGAUGCGGCAAGGGGAGUUUGGGAGAGGGGAUGAAUCAUUGCUCAUUGAGAAAAUUGUGGGGCACAUCUUUAGCAAGACUGCCUUCAGAAAUUCACCUUACUUCAUAAAAGACGCAGUCGGAAUAGAUGACAGUGCGAGCGCUGUGAUUUCCUUGUUAGACAUCAGCUCGUCUCAUGAUGUGCGCGUCAUCGGUUUACAUGGGACCAAAGGGAUAGGCAAGACAACCUUGGCAAGACUUGUAUGCAGCCGUGUUUACAGCAAAUUUGAAGGUGUGAGUUUCCUGGAAAACAUCGGAGAUGCAAAAAAAGGAGAUAUUAUUAAGUUCCAGAAAAGGCUCCUCAAUGAUGUCUUGAAGGUAAAACACUUGGCAUUGGACGAGCAAUAUUCGAAUCGCAACCUUGGUCUGAUGAGGGAUAAGUUGCGCAACAGGAAGGUACUUCUUGUACUGGAUGACGUGAACGAGAAGAAUAUAGUGACAUUACUUGCGGGUGGACGAGGAGGAUUGCUUGCUCAUGGAAGUCGAAUCUUAAUAACCACAAAAGAUGAGUCGUUGCUGGAUGAUCUUAAAGUGGACUGCAAGUGCAUGGUCUCAGGACUCGGCGAAACAGAAUCACUCCAGCUCUUCGGUCGUUAUGCGUUCGACGACGGAGAUGGUGACCAAGAAGGUUGUGAAGAAUUGUCUAGGAAUCUUACUAUACCGGAGAAUGUUUAG
Molecule: messenger RNA, 1089 nt
Organism: Punica granatum (pomegranate)
Lineage: Eukaryota; Viridiplantae; Streptophyta; Magnoliopsida; Myrtales; Lythraceae
Source: RefSeq, a predicted model, not a curated record